AUGAAUCAAAGCAGUAACAAGGUGCUUCUACUUGGCGAUACGGGCGUGGGCAAGUCAACACUGGUCGAAACUUUGUGCGGAAAACCCAAUUCUCGACCGGAAAGUACUGUCGGGGUUAAUAUUAAGGUAGGUAAAAUACGAAGCAGGACUAAAUGACCUGAAAACAGGCAAUUUAAGGAAUUUGUAACAUACUUUUUAAAAAUUUUUAUCAGAUUUUAAAAUUAAAUCUUGUUUUUGUAGGUAUUAGCCCACCAAUUCGCGGCCGGAACCCCACAAGAAUCGACCGAAAUCAUCGAGCUUUGGGAUGUCGGCGGAGCCAAUAUUCAUCGACAAACAGCGGCCAGAGUCUUCUCGGAUAAUGUUUGUGGAAUCAUAUUCGUGCACGACUUGUCCAACUCAAGAUCAGAACAAAACCUGGCUCAGUGGUCGUCGUUGUUGGAGGAGGUUCAACUUAUGAACGGAAGUCAAAGGUUCGGAGAGUUCAAUCGAUUGGGAGAGGUGGAGAAGGUAAUUUUGGCUAAUUUAUUGUGAGGUUUGCUUCACAGAAGGUUAUUUUACAUAUUAAUUUAGAUUUAGGAGGCCUUCACCUUGUUUUAUAUCGAAUUUUAAGUCUUACUUUAGUUUAGAUUGCUUAACUAUAAUUAACAUCGCUUUAGAUCGGCUACCUCCCAACCCUAGUGGUCGGCUCCUACUUUGACCUAGCUCCACACAGAUCCAGAGACCCAAACAGACAACGUCUCCGAUUCCUACGCCAAUAUGAAGAAAUUCAAGUAGACUGCCGGAAGGAAAUAUCUGCAGGAUCGACCAAUAAACUACUGGUUUCCAGAUUCUUCGACGCUGUUUGUGUAGUCAAAUCCAGGAAUUCCGAGAUCAUAAGUCAAAGAAGAAGACGGUUAUAA
This is a messenger RNA of Bursaphelenchus okinawaensis, 899 nucleotides long. The record is from the annotation of a GenBank genome assembly. Lineage: Eukaryota; Metazoa; Nematoda; Chromadorea; Rhabditida; Aphelenchoididae.